AUGAAAGUAAAACCUCUGGACAAUUAUUUUAAGAAGCCCAUAAAGAUGAGGGAGUAUAGAAAUAUUGUCGAAGCUCUACAACUGUCUAACUUCAUGAGGAAGUCAAUCGGAAUAUCAAUAUUUAUUUUGAACCGAACCUCCAAUAACACCAUCGUCAGGACGUUCAGUUUCCAUGGAUUUAUUUGCUUCGGUUUGUGGUAUAGCCUAUACAUUUAUUGUACUUACACAGCUUUCGUGCAGGACCAAACUAUUCUACGAAUCUUAUACAAUACGAAAGUGCAAAGAUACGGCGAUGAUUACGAGAGACUAUCUUCAAUGUUGUUUGUGAUAUUUGGUUUGUGGAAGAUUCCCUUCGGAUUGAACAUCAACAACCGCUUCAUGGAGAUUGUAGUGGAAGUCGACAGGAGCUUGGAAGACGUAGGCGAGAACGUAGACUACAGGAAAGACGCACAUCUUGCGCUUAUAAUGUCGAUACUACAGUGUCUUGUGUUUUUCUUACGAUUGGCCAGUAUUUGGGUCGGAUUGAGCUAUCUGGAAGUGCCCAUUCCGAUGGAGAGGUUAUACCAAGUUAUUUACUCGGACAGCCUUGCUGUCAUUGUGGCAGCGCACUACUUCUUUUUCCUCAGAGUCAUUCGAGGCAGAUUUGGUUACAUCAACAAGGUGCUUGAUGAUAUAAAAAGCCACAAGUCUUGGGAAUACAAAUUGUUUGCUCGAGGAAACAUGAUGGUUAAUCCUCGAAAGGCGGAAGGCCUCCAAGAGAAGUACAUUUGUGAGAAAAUAAGGGCAUGUGCGAAGAUGUAUGGCAAGCUAUACAGAGUGGCUGAGGCUACCAAUCGAUUGUUCGGGUCCAUGUGCAUGAUUACUCUGUUUCUUUGCCUCACCUAUAUUGUGGUGUACAUGUUUUACUUCAUGGAAGCGACCGCCGCUGGCUUGUUUCGAGAUGUAGAUAGAUACGUAGUGUUUGUCAUCUACGUAGCUUGGCAAAUUUUCUAUUCGGUUGGCGUAACCGUUCUAAUCGUCUUUGUAUCCGAGCUUGCGAUGUACGAGGCAAGUAACACGUCGUUUUUGCUGCAUGAGAUAAUGAACUGCGAUUUCGGGCAAGCGAUAACGGCAGAGGCUUUGCAGUUCUCUGUACAGUGCCUUCAUCAGAAACCCGUGUUUACUGCUAACGGACUCUACGCACUCGAUUACUCAUUGCUACAUCAGACGAAGGCUCUCAUGAAAGAAAAUAUUAGAAAAGUAGAUGGGAAAAUUGGAGAAAAGGGACCCUUUCAUUGUUAG
Molecule: messenger RNA, 1281 nt
Organism: Spodoptera exigua (beet armyworm)
Lineage: Eukaryota; Metazoa; Arthropoda; Insecta; Lepidoptera; Noctuidae
Source: the annotation of a GenBank genome assembly